CAGUGGAAAUGCAGCUAGUGCAAAAAGACGCAAAUUAACUUUGAUACUGCGGUAUCUACUCGUACUCGUGCGAGGAGGGGCAUAUGGUUACUGUUUUGAAGUUUCCGCUGCGGCUGUUCGCAUUCCAAAUUUAUGCCGCAGCAAGGGUGCGCUCUCUGGCCAUGACGUCGUCCGCCCCGACUCUGCUUGAAAUCCGAAGACCCGAAAGCUUGCGAGGAUUCAGGUACUCACUCAAUCCUUCCAGAAGCCAUUUGUGGCCACUCCUUUGCCGACGCCUCAUCGCGAGCUUAGCUUGUCUAGUUCUAUCGCGGUCAUUGUGAGGCAUGCAUGCUAUCGCCUGCAUGUACCAAUCCUGAGCUAGGUUAUCUCGGAUUGGCUAGCAUCCCAAAAUUACAGUUGUCAUGAAUUUUGAAUUUGAAACAGAUUUGUCAGCGGGCCACACAGGGAAGG
This is a messenger RNA of Laetiporus sulphureus 93-53, 450 nucleotides long. RefSeq lists its product as uncharacterized. The record is from RefSeq and is a predicted model, not a curated record. The transcript is spliced from 4 exons. Bases 84 to 320 code for a protein of 78 amino acids. Lineage: Eukaryota; Fungi; Basidiomycota; Agaricomycetes; Polyporales; Laetiporaceae.